This is a messenger RNA of Nematolebias whitei (Rio pearlfish), 2009 nucleotides long. RefSeq names its product potassium voltage-gated channel subfamily D member 3-like. The record is from RefSeq and is a predicted model, not a curated record. The coding region runs from base 1 to 1959 and encodes 652 amino acids. The transcript has 6 exons. Gene Ontology annotation, biological process: protein homooligomerization; potassium ion export across plasma membrane. Gene Ontology annotation, cellular component: voltage-gated potassium channel complex; neuronal cell body; membrane. NCBI's taxonomy places the organism in Eukaryota, Metazoa, Chordata, Actinopteri, Cyprinodontiformes, Rivulidae. Gene Ontology annotation, molecular function: A-type (transient outward) potassium channel activity; protein binding.
AUGGCAACAGGAGUAGCAGCAUGGCUUCCAUUUGCCAGGGCUGCAGCCAUUGGCUGGAUGCCCGUGGCCAACUGCCCCAUGCCCAUUGCACCCAGAGACAACAGCAAGAAACAAGAUGAGCUGAUCCUCCUUAAUGUCAGCGGCCGCCGCUUUCAGACAUGGAGAACAACUCUGGAUCGCUACCCAGACACGCUGCUGGGCAGUUCUGAGAAAGACUUCUUCUAUAAUGAGGAAACCAAGGAGUACUUUUUUGACCGAGACCCAGACGCCUUCAGAAGUAUCCUCAACUUCUACCGAACAGGGAAGCUCCACUACCCUCGUCAUGAGUGCAUCUCAGCCUACGAUGAGGAGCUGACGUUCUUCGGCAUCAUGCCCGAGAUCAUUGGUGACUGCUGCUACGAAGAGUACAAGGAUAGAAAGAGGGAAAACUUGGAGCGGCUGCAGGAUGACCAGGAGGAGAACAAGGACUUGAAGCAGUCCAACUUGAACUUCAGAGAGACCAUGUGGCGCGCCUUCGAGAACCCCCACACAUCCACCCUGGCCCUGGUCUUCUACUAUGUUACUGGUUUCUUCAUUGCCAUCUCUGUCAUCACUAAUGUUGUAGAGACGGUUCCCUGUGGCUCCACUGCCAACCAAAAAGACCAGCCUUGUGGCGAACGCUACACAGUGGCGUUCUUCUGCAUUGACACUGCCUGCGUCAUGAUAUUCACAGUGGAAUACCUUAUGCGUUUGUUUGCUGCACCCAGUCGUUACCGUUUCAUGCGUUCCGUGAUGAGCAUCAUCGACGUGGUGGCCAUCUUGCCGUACUACAUCGGCUUGGUGAUGACCAACAACGAGGACGUGAGUGGCGCCUUCGUGACGCUGCGCGUCUUCCGAGUGUUUCGCAUCUUCAAGUUCUCCCGCCACUCGCAGGGCCUUCGGAUCCUCGGUUAUACGCUCAAGAGCUGUGCUUCAGAGCUGGGCUUCCUCCUUUUCUCCCUCACGAUGGCCAUCAUCAUCUUUGCCACGGUCAUGUUCUACGCAGAGAAGGGUUCCAGUUCUAGCAAGUUCACCAGCAUCCCAGCUUCCUUCUGGUACACGAUUGUCACCAUGACCACACUGGGGUAUGGAGACAUGGUACCAAAGACAAUUGCUGGGAAGAUCUUUGGCUCCAUCUGCUCCCUGAGCGGCGUGCUGGUGAUUGCGCUGCCUGUCCCCGUCAUCGUGUCUAACUUCAGCCGCAUUUACCACCAGAAUCAGAGGACAGACAAACGGCGUGCUCAGAAGAAAGCCAGGCUGACCCGGAUAAGAAUAGCCAAAUCCAGCAGUGCCAACGCCUUCCUCCAGGGCAAACGCAACGGACUCAUCAAUGAAUUGCUGGAGCUGACGGGUACUGAUGAGGAAGAGCAGAAACUGAUCAGGGCCACCUCUCUGUUAGAGAGCCAACACCACCACCUGCUGCACUGUCUGGAGAAAACCACUGCUCAUGAGUUUAUUGAUGAGCAGAUGUACGAGCAGAACUGUUUAGAGACGGCGUUGCAGACCUAUCCGUCCCUCAGCCCGUCUAUAGCCAGCCAAGGCAGCCCUGUGGUGAGCUGCUGUGGCCGGGGGGCGAAAAAAAACGCUCCCCUGCCCAACGCCAGCCUGCCCCCUGCCAACCCCGUCCCAACACACCAAGGUCACCUACAGGAGCUCAGCGCCCUGCACAUACAGAGCAGGGACCCCCUGUCACACACAACCAGCCGCUCAACCCUCAACCUGAAAACUGACAACAGCAAAAGGAUCAACUGUAAACGUGGCCGCUUCACCACAGCUAUCAUCAGCCUCCCGACACCUCCUGCUCUGACCCCGGACAGCGAUGGCCUCCACGGCCCCCUGCAGCGAAGGAUGCCCUUGCCUCCAGGCCGCCCAGCAGCCCCGAGCAUCCAGACCACAACAAGCUCAGCUGGGUCCAACAUCGUCAAAGUCUCAGCUUUGUGACUUCAAGGCUGGAUGGAUGGAGCUCAGGAGGACAAGAAACAAGGUGAUGA